UUAAGCCCAACACAGGUUGCCCCAAAUCAUUAUGAUCUCUAUAUUCUCAGCCCUUCCCCUUCCGCCCUUUCAAAUCCGCGCUCUCUCAACUCCUAAACUACCCCUCAAAUCAAACCUCCUCCCUCCUCCAAAAAUGUCAUCUUGGCCGUGCUCCAAAUGCACCUACAUCAACUCCCCCUCCCAAAAACUCUCCUGCAAAAUCUGCCUCUCUCCUCCCGAAACCCUAACCCUAACCUCGGCCCCCUCUUCCUCCUCUCCCCAUUGCUGGCCCUGCACCGCUUGCACCUUCUCAAACCCUAACUCCAGCGACAGCUGCGAGAUGUGCGGAACAAGGAGCUACUCUUCGGCGCCGAGCUCGGUGGAUCUUGAGCCUGAUGAGAUCUCGGAUCCUUCGAUCGGGUCGGUGUUCUUUCCCCUCAGGCGAUGUGAAACUAAGAGAGCGGCGCCGGCGGCGGAGGCGGAGAGACAAGAGGGGAAGUCGAGAAAGAAGGAGGUGGAGGAUGUCGUCGAACCUUCUGCGGGGUCAGGACAUGUUGAUUCUAUUUCAAAUGAUGUCAGACUAAAAAUUUUAAGCUAUAAUGUGUGGUUCCGAGAGGACUUGGAACUGCAUAGGAGGAUGAAAGCUCUUGGAGAUCUUAUUCAGCAGCAUUUGCCAGAUUUAAUCUGUUUUCAGGAGGUCACACCAGACAUUUAUGGUAUUUUUCAAAAAUCAAAAUGGUGGAGAAUGUACAAGUGUUCAGUAUCACAGGAGGUGGCAACUAUGAGGCCAUAUUUCUGCAUGCAGAUGAGCAAAUUGCCUGUAAGAUCAUUCAGAUGCAAGCCAUUUGAUAACUCCAAAAUGGGAAGAGAGCUCUGCAUGGCAGAAAUUGAUAUUGGAGAGAACAAGAAGCUGGUAGUUGCUACAAGUCACCUCGAGAGCCCAUGUCCUGGCCCUCCCAAAUGGGAUCAGAUGUACAGCAAGGAACGAGUUACACAGGCAAAAGAAUCUAUUGGAAUCCUCAAACAAUUUCCUAAUGUGAUUUUUGGUGGUGACAUGAAUUGGGAUGACAAGCUGGAUGGUGCCUUUCCAUUAAAUAAUGGGUGGGUUGAUGCUUGGACUGAGCUGAGAGCUGAGGAAAAUGGGUGGACUUAUGAUACCAAGUCCAACCAAAUGUUGACAGGCAAUCGUACAUUGCAGAAGAGACUUGAUCGAUUCUUAUGCAGCUUGAGUGAUUUUAAGAUUGACAGCAUUGAGAUGAUAGGAAAGGAAGCUAUACCUGGGGUUUAUUACUGCAAGGAGAAGAAAGUAAGGAAAGAAGUUAAAAUGCUUGAACUGCCUGUUUUACCUAGUGAUCAUUAUGGUCUUCUGCUAACAAUCAAGAGCCUUUGAUUCCUUGGUCAUUAGCUUUUGUGGCUCGGUCCGUUUUGUGUGAAUAUCCAGGCCGAGCCCUAUGUAGGUAAGAUGAACAGCACCUCUGGGUCGGAGACAGGUGCACGUAUUUUGUUACUUUUUUCUAACCUUGCGUGCUUCGAAAAUUAAGCACUUUUUGUAAAGAAGCUUUUGUGGGUAUUCUGUGAAAGACUGAGCUCUGUAAUACGCUUAUGGGAAUGCUGAAACUUUAUCCUUUCUCGAUGGGAAAUUACUGUUUUGGAUGAUCUCAGUUGAGUUGGUAAUUUCGGAAGGCCCUUGAUAUAAUAUUUGGAGUUUUCCCC
Molecule: messenger RNA, 1692 nt
Organism: Asparagus officinalis (garden asparagus)
Lineage: Eukaryota; Viridiplantae; Streptophyta; Magnoliopsida; Asparagales; Asparagaceae
Exons: 4
Coding region: 32-1369 (445 amino acids)
Biological process (GO): double-strand break repair
Cellular component (GO): cytoplasm; PML body
Molecular function (GO): 5'-tyrosyl-DNA phosphodiesterase activity; single-stranded DNA binding
Source: RefSeq, a predicted model, not a curated record